AUGGAUCUCAGGUCUGUGCAAUUGCGUCUGCCAAUCCUAAAACGCUACAUGAGUUGGAAACGUUGGUGGAUAACUUCCUCCUCCAAUACAGAAACGCAAUACAUACAACGACCAAGGAGAGCCCGGCAAUGCUUUUUAAAUCCAGACGCUUGUGAUCCUCCCUACAGUGCCUCGACUCCAGUGACGUCGUUCAUACGACAACUGGGUCAAGCCAUGGUGGAAAUUACCUACUUGAAUGAUGCUACUCUGCAUAAGCAACACGUGGACGAAAUCCAUUUCAAACCAUCCACGGACCAGCGGCAUCAAGAGACAAGCGAGGGAGGCAAUCAGUUGCAAACCUCGUCAGAACACCCGACGGAGCCGCAUCAGUCAAAAGCGCAGACACAACCAAUCGAGACGCAAGGACACCGCCAUGAACAGGUGGAACCAACGAUUACAAUCCGCAGGUCUAGCCGUCAGGCGAGCCAGAUUGACGAGGCACUCUUGAGGGAAGAGAGUUGUGGUAAUCCAGACUUCCGUGACCGCAAUCCAGGCACGACCAAGUGCAGUUUCAUGUUAUCUAAUCACCGUUUAGGAAGCUCGACCAAUGGUACACCGGGUGAACAUGACAUCCGAGUUAGUACGUAUGAUGCGUCAGCGCAAACGGUCACGUGA
Messenger RNA from Echinostoma caproni, 654 nucleotides. Lineage: Eukaryota; Metazoa; Platyhelminthes; Trematoda; Plagiorchiida; Echinostomatidae. The record is from the annotation of a GenBank genome assembly.